AUGAGCUUUUUACGCCUCGGUACAGGCCUUUCUUGCGCUCUCCGGUCUACUCGACCUCGCAGAGUCCUGCCAAUUGCCCAUUCUCCGUCCUUUUCGCUCCCCUGCCGCAGUUUUCACGCUGCGCCAUCACUGUGGGGAAUCAAGUCCCAGGUCCUCAAGGAUGUUGGUGAAGGGAUUACGGAGGUUCAGAUCAUCCAGUGGUAUGUCGAGGAGGGUGCAUAUAUAGAGGAAUGGAAACCACUUUGUCAAUAUCAAUCGGAUAAAGCAGUCGACGACAUUACAUCAAGAUACGAGGGUGUGGUCAAAAAGCUUCACUUUCAGGCGGAUGACACAGUCCCAACGGGCAAGGCGCUUUGCGAUAUUGAGGUAGAAGAUGGGAAAUACUUUGAGGACAGUCCGCCGCCUGCGCCGGAACCAGUUCAGCCAAGCCCAGCCCCUGUAGCCACUCCACAAAAGCAGCCCGUGGAGGAGAUCGCACCUACUCCUACGACAAGUGAGAUGCAAAAUGGGGCACCGAAGUCGCGAUAUGCAACCCUUGCAACCCCGGCAGUGCGUGGUCUACUCAAGGCUCAUAAUCUUGACAUACAAGAUAUUCCGGGGACCGGCAAAGCUGGGCGAGUUCUUAAGGAGGAUGUCCAUCGGUUUAUAGCCUCGCGGGACUCGGCGGCUACAUCAGCAGUCACGACAAGCGCGUCGCAAACAGAGACCGCUGUCAACAUGACUCCUUUCCAGUCUCAAAUGUUUAAGACCAUGACCAAGUCGCUCAGCGUACCUCACUUCCUGUAUGCGGAUGAACUGAACAUCAACCAGAUCACUGCCAUGAGGAAGAAGCUGGCCAACGACCCUAAAGACCCCCAGAAAAUCACAUUCCUCUCAUUUGUCGUCAAGGCGGUCUCUCUUGCACUGAAUGAGUAUCCUCUCCUCAAUGCGAAAGUGGACACGAGCAAUCCUGACAAGCCGCAACUCAUCAUGCGACCCAGACACAAUAUCGGCGUCGCUAUGGACACACCUAAUGGCUUGAUCGUCCCCAACGUCAAGGACGUUGCCGGUCGUUCGGUCCUCGACAUUGCAUCUGAAAUCUCGCGGCUGAGUGCCCUGGGUCGGGAAGGUAAACUCACGCCUGCAGACCUUAGUGGCGGUACCAUCACCGUUUCAAACAUUGGGAAUAUCGGAGGUACUUACUUGUCCCCUGUGAUCAUCCCCAACGAGGUGGCUAUUCUAGGCAUUGGAAAAUCGAAGACCGUGCCCAUCUUUGAUGAGGUAGGCCAGGUGACCAAAGGCGAACUGGUGAACUUCAGCUGGAGCGCAGAUCAUCGCGUGGUGGACGGGGCGACCAUGGCAAGGAUGGCCAACAAAAUCCGGGGAUUCAUCGAAACGCCAGAGCUGAUGCUUCUAAACCUCCGAUAG
Molecule: messenger RNA, 1407 nt
Organism: Aspergillus steynii IBT 23096
Lineage: Eukaryota; Fungi; Ascomycota; Eurotiomycetes; Eurotiales; Aspergillaceae
Product: putative 2-oxo acid dehydrogenases acyltransferase
Exons: 4
Coding region: 1-1407 (468 amino acids)
Cellular component (GO): mitochondrion; cytoplasm
Molecular function (GO): lipoic acid binding; acetyltransferase activity
Source: RefSeq, a predicted model, not a curated record